AUGGAUGCUUUUCUAGGUGAAAUUUCAGAUAAACUUCGUACAGAAAUUGAAGCAAUCAGCACCGAAGUAGAGCCUGAAUUAAAACAAGUCAUCGUGAGAAGCUAUACCUGUAUGGCAGACUGCUAUAAAUCCCCAGAUCCACUCAGCCAUUGUGGAAAUUGUGCAGACAGAUGCAAUUUACUCGUAAAAGAGCCUCAAGAAGAACUAGAAAAGCACAUCCACUACGUCCAAAAUACCUUCCAGAACUGCAUGCAAGGCUGCGGGCUUAAAAUAAAUAAAUCCGAUAACCAAGAAAUCAAGACCUGCAUUUUCAAUUGCUCAAAUGACGCUUUCAAAUUGCUGGGUGAUGUCAAAAAAUCAGCCAAAGAAAUAAUAAGAAAAUAUCUUGAUUAA
Messenger RNA from Blepharisma stoltei, 393 nucleotides. NCBI's taxonomy places the organism in Eukaryota, Ciliophora, Heterotrichea, Heterotrichida, Blepharismidae. The record is from the annotation of a GenBank genome assembly.